AUGGCGGCUCGGGAAGCUGCGCAAGAAAGUACUGGGUUCAGUCCGAACGACCUUGUUUUUGGACACGACGUGCGAAGUCCGUUGGCUGUUUUAUCUGCUGACUGGGAAAAAAUAUAUAUGCUGCCACUUGGUAAUAUUAUAAGAAAACAUGGAAUUAAUUUCCACUGUUAUGCUGACGACACUCAAUUAUAUAUUUCAUCACGACCAGAUGAAAACAUUACCUCAUCUAAAUUGACAGAAUGUCUCAAAGAUAUAAAAUGCUGGAUGACGCGUAAUUUCCUGCUAUUAAAUUCAGAUAAAACGGAGGUAUUACUUAUUGGUCCAAAAAACUACACACAAAACCUCUUACAAUACGACUUUAAUAUAGAAGGAUGCCCUGUUACUUUUUCCACUACAGUAAAAGACCUGGGUGUUAUACUAGACCGCAACUUGUCUUUCGAAAAUCAUAUUUCAUCUGUUACAAGAACAGCCUUUUUCCACCUUAGAAACAUUGCUAAAUUACGUAACAUGCUAUCUGUUUCUGAUGCAGAAAAGUUAGUUCAUGCAUUCAUGACCUCGAGACUAGAUUACUGUAAUGCUUUAUUAGCUGGUUGUCCUGCAUCCUCAAUAAACAAGCUACAGUUAGUGCAAAAUGCAGCCGCUAGAGUUCUUACUAGAUCAAGAAAAUAUGAUCAUAUAACACCGAUUUUAUCAUCUCUGCACUGGUUACCUAUUAAGUUCCGUAUCAAUUACAAAGUACUACUACUGACCUAUAAAGCCCUUAAUGGUUUAGCUCCUAUGUACUUAACGGACCUUCUUUCGCCCUACAAUCCACCGCGUUCUCUAAGAUCACUAAAUUCAAGGCUUCUGGUCAUUCCUAGGAUAUCGAAGUCCACGAAAGGAGGGAGGGCAUUCUCGCAUUUAGCUCCAAAACUCUGGAAUAGCCUUCCCGAUACGGUCCGAUGCUCUGACUCGCUGACACAGUUUAAAACUAGACUAAAGACGUGUCUCUUUAGUCAAGCAUUCACAUAAUGCUUACCUUUUAGUCCUCUGCUAUGCCAUACGGAACCGUUUGCCACUGAAACUGCUUAACGCACCAGUGGGGCUCGACAGCCUUAUAGACAAACGGGUCGGUCCGUAUGGUUGCGGUUGGGUUGCGGAGAGUUUGGGUUGCGGAGAGUUGUGAGAUUAUGGUUUUCUAACACCUACUCCCGUGUAAUGGAAAUCAUUAUGAACAUCAGCUAUGCUAAUUAUUUCCCAUCUGCCUUUCUGCUGUUAUCUCGGGACGCUUGUCCCGAGAAAAAUGGCGUUCGUAGGCUCCAGUUUGGUAUCCUGCCUCUCACGGGGAUUUCGGAUGCCUCAACGCCUGUGAUGAGAAGACCAACGCCUGUGAAGAGACGACUCAACGCCUGUGAAGAGACGACUCAACGCCUGCGAAGAGACGACUCAACGCCGGCGAUA
Molecule: messenger RNA, 1440 nt
Organism: Rhinichthys klamathensis goyatoka
Lineage: Eukaryota; Metazoa; Chordata; Actinopteri; Cypriniformes; Leuciscidae
Exons: 2
Coding region: 1-1011 (336 amino acids)
Source: RefSeq, a predicted model, not a curated record